Filobasidium floriforme is the source of this 1509-nucleotide messenger RNA. Its product is annotated as poly(a)+ rna export protein. NCBI's taxonomy places the organism in Eukaryota, Fungi, Basidiomycota, Tremellomycetes, Filobasidiales, Filobasidiaceae. Gene Ontology annotation, molecular function: ubiquitin binding. The coding region runs from base 139 to 1179 and encodes 346 amino acids. Gene Ontology annotation, cellular component: bub1-bub3 complex; mitotic checkpoint complex; kinetochore. The record is from RefSeq and is a predicted model, not a curated record. Gene Ontology annotation, biological process: mitotic spindle assembly checkpoint signaling. The transcript has 8 exons.
CUCGUCGCGAACCCAGAUCUUGCAAGGGUCGACCUGGUGAUACCCUUGAGGUCGAUGUGCUGAAUAUGGUCAAUCCCUCGGCUCUUCCUCUUAGAUGACAGCUCGAUCCAACUCAAACAUACGCAGCUAGAGGUCAUCAUGUCGACAGAUAUCCAACUACAACCCCCGACGGACGGAAUCUCGGCCUUGUCUUGGUCUUGCGAUGGAAGUAGGCUCUUAGUAGCCAGUUGGAGUGGGCAAGUAGACGUACACGAUGUGACGAAUCUCGGCGAGGUGAAACCGCCUACCACCCACCCGACCCCAGCAGCCAUCCUCGCAGCCUCCUUCUCCCCUACAAACCCGGUUCUAGCCUAUACCGCCGGCCUAGACAAACGUUUGCGACAAUGGGAUUUUGAGAGGGGACAAGAGAGGGUGGUAGGGAAGUCGGACGAGGCGAUCUCUUGUAUGGCGGUCGUGGACGAUGGGUUGGUCUUUACCGGAGGAUGGGAUGGGGUUUUAAGGGUUUGGGAUCCGUCCGCCCCAACCCCGCUAAAAGAAUCCCUAACCCUCCCAACCAAGAUCUACUCCCUAGCCUACGCCCCUACAACCCGUACUCUGAUCGUCUCGAUGGCCAACCGUAAAGUCUUCGUCUACAACCUCGACAUCGACGAGCUCAAGCGCAACCUGAGCUCAGGCCAAGGGGGGUUGGGGAAGCCGCAGCAGGAACGGGAGAGCGCUUUGAAGUUUAUGACUAGGAGCGUGGCUGUCAUGGCCGAUGGGCAGGGCUGGGCGUCGGGCUCGAUCGAAGGAAGGAUCGCCGUAGAAUACUUUGAUACCUCGGACGCCACCCAGGCACAACGAUACGCGUUCAGGUGUCACCGUGCGACGGUAGACGACGUGGACUGUGUCUAUCCAAUCAACGCUUUGGCUUAUCAUCCGACCCACAACACCUUCGCCUCGGGUGGAUCCGACAAGACUGUCUCGAUCUGGGACCACGUCGGCAAGAAACGUAUGAAGCAGUACACGGGCUUCGCCAACGAGAUCUCUUGCUUGGCCUUCUCGCCUGAUGGCAGGUACCUGGCCAUCGGGUCGAGUUAUGAGCACGAUAAUGGGGUGCCGCAGCCGGAGGAGAGGACGAGGAUCGCGGUCCAGAUCAAGACGACCGUCAUGGAUGAUUGCAAGCCGAAACCUAAAGCAUAGUCGAGGGGGUUCCACGAGGAUAUGCAGGCGAUGGUAACCUCGUACUAGAUAAGCAUGAGGAUGACUUGUUAAAUAUGAGCCAUAAUAACGAUAUCGGUGGUCGCGCUUGUCAUCUUGGCCUCAUACCUGGGCACUUCGACGGCUAUGACACGGGCAAUUGAUGUUUAAAUCUACGGAUAGGCGUAGGUUCGCUGCUCUAAUCGCAUGCGGAUAUCCUGGCGAUGGUGACGUAGUCGUACAUAUCGCCAACCAUAUGGCUCAGAUUUUGGGUCGAAUUACGUUCGUCACGGCCAGUCGCGGAAGCAAUGCAGUGUUGUUUCAGGUUUUCCG